Molecule: messenger RNA, 1391 nt
Organism: Nymphalis io (European peacock)
Lineage: Eukaryota; Metazoa; Arthropoda; Insecta; Lepidoptera; Nymphalidae
Exons: 3
Coding region: 201-1313 (370 amino acids)
Source: RefSeq, a predicted model, not a curated record
UAUAACCUCAAUUUUAUAAAUAUUUAUAUAAUUAUUAUACUUUAAUAGCCAGAAAAAGAGAAAAAUAGCCUUUAAUAAUGUGAUCGAAGUAAAAACUGUAUCAAAAUUAGAGUCUUAAAAUGUCGUUUUAAUUAUAAAGUAUGUGUAAAACUGAUUGAAGUUCGAAGUAUCCGUAAACAUUUACAAUAUUUUUAUUAACAAUGCAAAACAUCAGACAACCAAGUAAAUAUGUUCGCCUUUUAUUCCAUGUUCAAAAGCUUGUCCAAUAUUCAUCGACCUUAACUUAUACAACUACAAUAGAUAGUAUUGAUCUAUUUGCUAAUGAAAUUUUUCUAAAACAAAAAUCCAAAGAGAGACCUCUUUUCAAAAACGAUUGUAAUUUGCGAUAUUUAAUGGGAAUAGAAGGUUCAAAGACGAUUGAUGUUAAGAACAUGACUGUUGAAGAAAUUGAAAAUGCUUUACGAGAUCUUCAAUCUAAGAAUAAAGAUAAACAACUUAUAGAAAUCAUUAAAGAUUGUUUUGAUAAGCGAAAAUUAUUACAUGACAAUUUGCUGAAGCAGCUCUUUAGACAUUACAGUUUAUCUGGAAAAGUAGAUGUAGUGAAAUUGCUUCAAAACUACUGUCGUACACUACAUCCGGACUUGUAUAACAGAAAUGGUGAAUUCCUUCAUUAUGUAGCUAAGGCUCAGUGCAUGAAAGGAAAUUCAGAAAAAGGUCUAUUAGUAUUAAAGCAAGCUUACACUCAAUAUAAAGGCCUUAGAAAUUUUUAUAGGAUUAUUUUCAGUGAACUUAUAUAUGAUUCUGUACAGAAUAGAUCGGAAGCAUCCAAUGUGAUAUUUAGGAAAUAUGUUUUGGACUUUAGUGAUACAUGGAAUGAAAAUUACCCGCUUAUAUGUUUUUGGCAUAUUUGUUGGUCAAGCUCAUGGUUUUCUGAUCAAAUGGCAUCUGAAAACCUAUUAGAGUCAAGUAAGGUGCUACAAGAUAUUGUAAAAGAGAAAGCUACAACAUUCAGUAUUAAUAUACUGCGGGACUACAAUGAAGAUGCUGUGAUAAGAUUGUUACAGAGUCUUCUUAAAUAUAAGAUGAUGGUUGAAUAUGCUAAUGUCUUACAAAUCUUAUUCUCGUACAAAUUAAAAAAUAGAGAUUUACGAGGAUGUACCGAAAUAAUAAGAAACUGUCAAACAUUAGGUAUAUCUCUUCCAUCCAAUCAGCAAGGCAAAUAUAUUAAAAUGCUUAUAGGUAUGCAGGUCCAGGAUAAACCGGAUAAUAACUCAAGACGACCAGAAUCCAAGAACUUUAAGCUGAAGUUUUAGUAUAUAUAUAAUUUUGUAUACAAUGUUUUAAAUAUGUAAAUAGUAUUUAGAAUAGUUGAUAUAAAAUAUUGAAAUUAA